Messenger RNA from Pipistrellus kuhlii (Kuhl's pipistrelle), 1758 nucleotides. It is a transcript of the gene CCNE1, whose product is annotated as cyclin E1. Gene Ontology annotation, cellular component: cytoplasm; centrosome; nucleus. NCBI's taxonomy places the organism in Eukaryota, Metazoa, Chordata, Mammalia, Chiroptera, Vespertilionidae. The transcript is spliced from 12 exons. The record is from RefSeq and is a predicted model, not a curated record. Gene Ontology annotation, molecular function: cyclin-dependent protein serine/threonine kinase regulator activity. Gene Ontology annotation, biological process: regulation of cyclin-dependent protein serine/threonine kinase activity; G1/S transition of mitotic cell cycle. Bases 277 to 1527 code for a protein of 416 amino acids.
CGGGGCGGAGGGUGGCGGGAGGGCGCGAGGGCGGGCCGGGGGCCGGUUCCGCGCGCCGAGAUUUUUAAAUGUCCCGCUCGCGGCCGGGCGCAGGAGCAGCCGGCUCGCCCGCCAGCGCGGUGUAGGGGGCAGGCGCGGAUCCCGCCGCCGCCGCGCGCUCGCCCGCCGCCGCCUCCGCCGCCCGCCCGCCGCCCGCCGCCCGCCGCCCGCCGCCUCGGCGCGUGCCGCCCGCCUGUCGCGGACCCGCUUCGGGCCCGAGUCUGACCGAGCCCCGCCAUGCCGAGCGAGAGCCGGGAGAGCCGGGAGAGCAGGGAGAGGGAUGCCAAGGAGCCGGACCCCUCGAAGGAGGACAGUGGCGCGGACGCCUCGGCCCACUCCAGGAAGAGGAAGGCGAACGUGGCCGUGUUCCUGCAGGACCCCGAUGAGGAAAUCGACAAAAUCGACAGGGCUGGGCCGAGCCGGGAGGACGAUCAGCCGUGGGCGGGCGGCGCAGCCUGUGGGAACCCCUGUGCCCUGAUGCCCACGCCGGACAAGGACGACAACGAAGUGGCGUACCCCACCUCCGCACACAAGCACCCCUGCGCCAGGCCCCCCCGGGCCUCACCCCUGCCUCUGCUGAACUGGGCAAACCGGGAGGAGGUGUGGAUGAUCAUGCUGAAAAAGGAGAUGCGGUACCUGCACGACCAGCACCUGCUGCAGCGGCACCCGCUCCUGCAGCCGAGGAUGCGCGCCAUCCUGCUGGACUGGCUGAUGGAGGUGUGCGAGGUGUACAAGCUGCACAGGGAGACCUUCUACCUGGCGCAGGACUUCUUCGACCGCUACAUGGCCUCGCAGCACAACAUCGUCAAGACGCUGCUGCAGCUCGUCGGCAUCUCGGCCUUGUUCAUCGCCGCCAAGCUGGAGGAGAUCUACCCGCCGAAGCUGCACCAGUUCGCGUACGUCACGGACGGGGCCUGCUCGGUGGAGGACAUCCUCACCAUGGAGCUGAUCAUCAUGAAGGCUCUGAAGUGGCAGCUGGGUCCCCUGACCAUCGUGUCCUGGCUGAACGUGUACCUGCAGGUGGCCUACCUGAACGACAUGCACCAAGUGCUCCUGCCCCAGUACCCGCAGGACGUCUUCAUCCAGGUCGCAGAGCUCCUGGACCUGUGCGUGCUGGACGUGGGCUGCUUAGAGUUCCCCUACGGCGUCCUGGCCGCGUCCGCCCUGUACCACUUCUCCUGCCCCGAGCUGACGCACAAGGUCUCAGGGCUGACGUGGAAGAACAUCGAGAAGUGCGUCAAGUGGAUGAUCCCCUUCGCCAUGGUCGUCAGGGAGACGGGGAGCUCGAAGCUGAAGCAGUUCCGGGGCGUCCCGCCCGAGGACGCCCACAACAUCCAGACCCACCUGAGCAGCCUGGACCUGCUGGACAGAGCGCAGGCCAAGAAAGCCAUAUUGUCGGAGCAGAAUAGGGCUUCUCCCCUCCCGUCCGGGCUCCUCACGCCCCCGCCGAGCAGCAAGAAGCAGAGUGGCGAGCCGGAGCCGGAGUGACCGCCAGCCUCCACCAAAGACAGUGGUGCCCAAGUGCCUGCCCGCCCCGCGCCGGAGGCCGCCCCAGCUCCGGGCGCCGAGCACCCUCUGUGGACGGCACCGGACGGAGCGCCGCCCGCGGCCUCGAUGGUGCGACCAGCGGGUCAAGUACACCAGCCACCUCCGGACACGACGCGUCUCUGCUGCUAGGAGGGUGCUGCUUGACCGGAUGGCUCCCGGGCCGGAGCGCGG